AGUAGAAGACACUAUAUUCCUUGUGGAUUGUUUGAAUGAAAGAAGGAAGGAAUUAAGAUUUGCAAAUUUUUACCAUCUUUCUAUUAUACACUGUGAAAUGGGGACGCAGAAGGUUGUGAGCCUGUUGGCUUCUUCUGAAGGAGAAAAGACAAGCAUGGCGAUUAAAGUUGUUUUAGUGGUGUUUGUAUUAUUUACACUACUGAAUGCAGGUGGAACUCUAUUUAUUCUGUUGCAAUGGAGAGAGAUUUCUUCUAGACUUAGUGAUCUGGAGUCAUACCAGAGGCCAUCAAAAGAGGACAUGUUGACCUCCCACCUAAGUCAGCUAAUAUCAGAGUUAAAAAAGCCAGACUCUGAAGACACUGCUCCACAGGUUUCCAGGAACAAAAGGAGUCAUCGUCACAAACCCCAAGACAACUUUAUCAGAGCUGAAAAUGAAGACAUGCUUAUGAUGAUGACAUACACCAUGGUCCCGGUUCGGGUUAUGCUAGAUUUGUGCAACACUACAAAAGGAAUUUGUCUAACAGGACCACCUGGACCUCCAGGGCUUCCGGGGAUCGAUGGAAUUGAUGGAUUACCAGGGUAUAACGGCUCAGAUGGCUUGCCUGGUAUACCAGGGCUGAAAGGAGACCAAGGAGAGAAAGGAAGGAGAGGAAAAAUGGGAGAUCCAGGAGUAAAGGGAGAACCAGGAGAGAAGGGAGAAAAGGGAGACCCUGGUGAAUUUGGUCCCCCUGGCAAAGAUGGCUUGGCAGGCAUGACGGGUGAAAAGGGAGAUAAAGGAGACAAGGGAGAUCCAUCCAAUGAUGUAAUUAUUGAAGGUAUGAAAGGAGAGAUGGGUCCCCCUGGUCCACCAGGCCCCGCUGGUCCGCCGGGACCUGAAGUACCUGUAGGAAGAAAAAAAGCAAAGUUGCAACAAAAGACCCUGCAGGACCCAAAUAAAUGCACUGGUGAGCUGUGUACAGUAGCAAAUGAUGACACCAUGGUUGGAAAAACAAAUGAGAAAAACAACGCACAGCCUUUGAAACAAGGAGACUGCACUAUAAAAGCAAUAGAUAGUCCAACUCACAUUGCCAAAGUAAAAGAUACAUUUGGAGCAUGGAUGAUGGACUCUUCAAACAGGAGUGAUGAUAGGAUUUGGAUUGCCGGGCAUUUUUCAGGUCUUAUACUGAAACAAUAUGAAAAUUUGACAGAGCUUCUGAAUGAUAAUUACAAGUCCAUUAAACUGCGCUGGUUCUAUCAUGGAUGCGGACAUAUAGUUUAUAAUAAAUCACUAUAUUACCACAAAGGAGGAUCUGAUACAAUUGUUAGGUUUGAACUUGAAACAGAAUCUUUUCAAGUGCUGAGCAUUAAGAAUGCAGCUUAUCAUAAUCGAAGCUACCUAUUUUCAAACUCAAAGUCCUACUUCCACGUAGCAGCAGAUGAAAAAGAUCUUUGGAUCAUCUACUCCUCUGAUGCGGACAAAACCAUAAUGGUAGCUCACUUGGAUGAAAAAACAUUCUCCAUCACCCAACACAUUAACACAACAUACCCCAAAACAAAAGCAGGAAAUGCAUUUAUUAUAUGUGGAAUUCUUUAUGUUACUGAUACAAAAGAUUUGCGGGUGACAUUUGCGUUUGACCUCUUAAAAGGUAAACAAGUAGAAGCUAGCUUUGACAUGAGGUCAUCAACAUCAGUUCUCUCUAUGCUUUCCUAUAAUGCUAAAGAUAAGCAUUUGUAUGCAUGGGAAGAAGGAAAUUUAUUGUUGUAUCCUGUGAACUUUAUGUCUAAAACAUAAAAUAUUGUACAUUUUAAAUUGCAAACCGAUGACCUACAAAAUCUGCUUAAAAGGGCAGUAAACAUGAAAACCUUCUUAUAUUGAGUAGAUAAAACAAAAUGUGCUCUUUUCUGACACGUCUACAACAUUCACAAGCUAAGAAAAAUGUUUGCUAAAACAUUUAACAUUAGAACAGAAAUAAAUGUGAAUACUGUUUUGCUAAACACAGAAAACAGUUGUAAAAUUUAAGGGGGAUACUCCACACACCAUGACAACAACUAUGAAUCCUACAAAAAACAUAAAAA
Molecule: messenger RNA, 2055 nt
Organism: Pelobates fuscus (common spadefoot toad)
Lineage: Eukaryota; Metazoa; Chordata; Amphibia; Anura; Pelobatidae
Gene: GLDN
Product: gliomedin
Exons: 10
Coding region: 98-1771 (557 amino acids)
Biological process (GO): signal transduction
Cellular component (GO): cell surface
Source: RefSeq, a predicted model, not a curated record